ACUUUUGGUUUGGGAAAACAAUAUGAAUGGAUAUGGAUGAUGCGCUACUGCAGGAUCUCUAUGUAUGGGUUGACAAGAUUCCCCUAUCUCGAAUCAAAAGAAAUAUCGCUCGUGAUUUUUCAGAUGGUGUUCUGAUGGCUGAAGUUAUGAAGUAUUUUUUUCCUAAAUUUGUAGACGUACAUAACUUCCCAACUUGUAACUCUGUUGAAUCCAAACGUAAAAACUGGCAACUUUUGAACUGGAAAGUUUUCAAAAAGCUAAAUUUUGAGCUCUCGGAUGACGUCAUAGAAAGUUUAUCUAUUGCCAAGCCAGGAACUAUCGAAAAAGUUCUAUUGUUACUCAGAACUAGAAUUGAGCGAAUAGUUACAGAUGAUAAAGGCAAAUUUUAUGAUUAUCGACCCGAGGCGGAUCGCUAUCCACAUGCUCGUGGAGUCCGUGAUGAGUCAAAAUCUCCUGUGAAUAAAUCCCGAAACAAAAGAAUGGGGAAUUCUCAGUCUCUCCCAGGAAUUCGUCCACCUUCAUUAGAUCAUCCUGUCAAAUACCCUGGAAUGACAUCUGUUGCACGGGAACAUAGUCCAAAUGGGCAUGUAUACAUGAAUGAUCAAAGACCAAAGUGUACAUUAACAAAACGUUCUGAAUAUGUUCCACGUGUCUAUCUUGACGAGAAAAUUCAGCAGUGCAUAACUUUGAAUGAGACUAUUGAAAUAUUACAUGCCAAACUUAGGAAACUGGAGAGCCUUUUGUCACUGAAGGAUAGAAAGAUCGAUGAGUUGCAGAAACAGAUCAACUGGUUUUCACUAAAACGAAACUAA
Molecule: messenger RNA, 812 nt
Organism: Schistosoma haematobium
Lineage: Eukaryota; Metazoa; Platyhelminthes; Trematoda; Strigeidida; Schistosomatidae
Gene: SPEF1
Product: Sperm flagellar protein 1
Exons: 1
Coding region: 27-812 (261 amino acids)
Biological process (GO): regulation of cytoskeleton organization
Cellular component (GO): axoneme
Molecular function (GO): microtubule binding
Source: RefSeq, a predicted model, not a curated record